GUUGAAGAAUAUGUCCAAUAUUGGGUGCGUCCUUGCCUCUAAACAGUUUGAUUGCCCAGAGAUACCAAAACGACAUUCUUGCUUGUUGCACUGGCCUUGAUCAGAAGCAAGAUGACGUCGCAGUCGUACCUAUAUAUUUGCUUGAUAAGAAGAAAGACAAACGGCACGACAUUUUAGGCAGCCGAGUAUUACUGCAAUCUGCGGAGGAAACGUCAGAAAUACUCUCCACCGAACGAGCAGGCGAAGACACAUCUAACUCCUACGAUUUCCACUUUCUCUUUCCCCAAUCUACCUCUUCAUCUAGGUAUAGUUCCUCUAGUUCUAGUCCUUUUUUUUCUUGGCUUUUUACCUCUUCGCUACUUACUCAAAUUUCUUUCUGUAGUUUCGCUGAAAUCGUUGUUGUUUCAUUAUCAGAGGAUCAAUUCCAACUUAUAACUUCAAUAUUCAACGCAAAUUUCCCAAUUUUCUUGUGUCUAAUUGUGAAAUUUCACAACUUUACUUUGCUCUCUUUGGGCGUUUCUGCUUGGUUACGUAGAAAAUUGGGGAAAAAUAAAAGAAGAAGAAUAGAAUUUCAUCAGUUUGUCCUUAGCCGAGAAAGAGAAAGAAAAAGUAGAGAGUCGUAAUGUUUGACGUUGAGGAUCCGGAUUUGAUUAGUGAUCUGCCUCAAAGCAUUAUUGAAGGCAUUCUUACCCGAUUACCCUUAAGAGAUGCUGUGAGAACGAGUAUCCUGUCCACCAAAUGGAGGUACCGAUGGGCUACUCUUACUCACCUUGUUUUCGAUGACAAAUGUGUUUCAAUGUGUAAUGAUAAAGGGCUUCUUGAGAUCAACCUCAUCAAAUUUAUCACUCGGGCACUCUUUCUUCAUCAAGGACCCAUUCACAAGUUCCAGCUUUCCACUUCGUAUUUGCAGUGUUGCCCGGAUAUUGAUCAGUGGAUACUUUUCCUUUCGCGGAGUGAUAUUAAAGAAUUGGUUCUUGAAUUAGGAGAAGGAGAGUGGUUUAGGGUGCCUUCAUGUCUUUUCAAUUGUAAGAAGUUGACCCGUUUGGAGUUAACCCGUUGUGAAUUUGAUCCGCCUCCUGGUUUUAAAGGAUUCUUAUGUUUGAAGAGUCUCAAUCUUUAUCAAGUUUUGGUUGCUCCUGAGGCUAUUGAGAGUCUCAUUUCUGGUUGUCCUCUUCUUGAGAGUCUUUCAUUGUCAUAUUUUGACAGUUUAGUUCUAAACAUCCGUGCUCCAAAUCUAAAGUACUUGUGUUUGGAGGGUGAAUUCAAGGAUAUUUGCCUUGAAAAUACCCCACUUUUAGUUGCCAUGUCUGUUGCUAUUUAUAUCACUGAUGACGUUGCUGAACACUUUGAGCAAAGUUCAAGUUGCAAUUUUAUCAAGUUUCUUGGUGGUGUUCCUCGUCUUGAGAGGCUUAUUGGGCAUAUCUACUUCACAAAGUAUUUGAGUAUAGGUGAUUAUCCAGGAAGACUUCCAAUUACUUAUAGCUACCUGAAAACAAUCGAAUUAUAUCAAGUUAGCUUUGAAGAUAUGAAAGAGAUACUUGUUGUUCUUCGCUUGAUCACAAACUCUCCUAACUUGAAGGAACUUCAAAUUUCGGGCUCCUCAAACGCUUUGGCUGCUAUAGAAGCACCUGAUUUGGAUUUUUGGAUCAAAGAGUGCCCCAAAGAUUGUACUUUUGAAAAACUUAAAAUUGUAAAGAUGACAGAAAUGUCUGGUGUGCCACAUGAGAUGGAAUUUAUCAAAUUUUUGCUUGGGAAUUCACCCGUGCUCGAGAUGAUGAGUAUUACACCUUGUGUAUAUGUCAUGGAUGGAAAACUGAAUAUGCUGAUUGAAUUGUUGAGGUUUCGUCGGGCAUCUGCUCAAGCAGAAAUUCUAUUCAUCCAAGAUUAAGAAUUGUGUAUUUCAUGUAAAGUUACUCCUGCCCUGCUGUUUUUCCUUUAUUCUUUGUGUGGAUAUAUGCUUCCAGUUGCAUUUUUUUCAUCA
Molecule: messenger RNA, 1981 nt
Organism: Hevea brasiliensis (rubber tree)
Lineage: Eukaryota; Viridiplantae; Streptophyta; Magnoliopsida; Malpighiales; Euphorbiaceae
Product: F-box/FBD/LRR-repeat protein At1g13570
Exons: 3
Coding region: 623-1888 (421 amino acids)
Molecular function (GO): protein binding
Source: RefSeq, a predicted model, not a curated record